CUGUAUCUGCUGGAAAUGAACAAGCAACAGUGUGAAUUGUACCCGCGUGUAAGACGUACGGAAUAUUACCGUACACCCGAGCCGAGAGUUUCGAUUCAGAGUCGCAAGGCCGAACAUCCCAACAGGGAAAGGGAGUCGCCGAGAAAUGCAACUCCUGUAGCACCCCAUAUCAUGCCCGCUCAGACAUCGCCUAUGCGGGUGCAACGCGACAGCUACUUUUCCUAGGACGGUCGACUGCGGUUUGGUUGGUUCGCAGUCUCACGUUUUGAUAGUACAUGUUUUGUAUUUGUCUUCCUUUUAAAAAUUGAUAGU
Drosophila navojoa is the source of this 312-nucleotide messenger RNA. RefSeq lists its product as uncharacterized. Lineage: Eukaryota; Metazoa; Arthropoda; Insecta; Diptera; Drosophilidae. The record is from RefSeq and is a predicted model, not a curated record.